AUGCUACACCUGCUGAAGAAAAUGAUGAACCUUGGACUGAGGAGCCGUAGCCUGGGCUCCAGCUGCAUUUCCGCUGGCGCUGGGCGGGUGAGGCGUUUCCUGUUGUUGUCGCUGCUGCCGCCGGCCCCAUCCAGCGCCGUGCCACGCUGCCCGGGUCCAACUCCCGCAAUCUCCAGACAUCCGCACCUUCCCGCGCUGUCGGCUCUGUCAGCGCCGCUGUCCUGCGUCGUAGUCGCGGUGCCCGGGGAGAAACUGAGGCCCGGAGGAGGACGGGGAGAGCCGGCGGAGGUCAGCCCGGAUGAUCCGGGCCCGGCUCCUGGCUCCGUGUCCGGCCCCUCCGCCGGGUGCGGAUCUCUCGGGAGGCGGGUCCUCGAGAAAGGGGCCCCGGGUCCGAUCCCCCGCCCUCAGCCCGCCCGCGGGGAAGACUCCGGUCGCGCUAACGACCAGCAGCGGGUCCGGCGACGCGCGGGCCGCGCAGCCGCUUGUGUUCCCGGGCCCGAGGGGCGCCCCGGACCCCGCGGUUUUCACGCACUCACCCACCCCCGGCUCCGGGCCUUGAGUCCCCCAGAGCCGUUCAUCGGUUGCCUACGGAGUGACCUGAGGAGUGUGAACCCGUUUUGGCGUCACCUGUCUUUAACGGAGUGUGAAAGCCCGGGUUGUGCAGAGCGGUUGUCUGAGCUUUCAGGCCGUGCGGGCUCUGCUCUCUUGGGAGCAGAUGGAGACUGUCCUUUGGACGGCUUUGCGGGCGGUGCCGCAGGCAGCACCCCUUUCUGCCCUGCAGGACCCUGA
Molecule: messenger RNA, 789 nt
Organism: Callorhinus ursinus (northern fur seal)
Lineage: Eukaryota; Metazoa; Chordata; Mammalia; Carnivora; Otariidae
Source: RefSeq, a predicted model, not a curated record